UUCGCCACCGAACUAGCAGAACGACUAGCAUCAUGGGCACCCCGAUCAUGGAGCAGAGGAGCGCCAAGCUCAUCAUCUACGACGACGUGGACGAAGACAUCCCGUACCACAUCCUCGACAACAUCCAGGAGAACCGCCGGUUUAUCUGGUGGGCGCUCCUCUUCCUCAACGGCUCGUGCCUCUGGGCGUACUACUCGUGCUUGUCGGCGCAGACGUACUACUCGGCACGCUUUAUCAACUCGACGUUCCAGUUUGAGUACUUGACGACGCCCGUCACGACGUGGCCCAUGUUCGCCGGCACCUUUGUCCAAGUCAUCUUUGGCCUCGACAAGAAGCUCGGUCUCUGGAACCGCGUCCUUAUCGGCUACUCGCUCUUCAUGCUCUGCGCUCUCGCGGUCAUUCUUCAAGACGUCUUUGACGCAGACCCGCAAACCGGCGGAGCGAUCGUCCUCGUCGCCUUUGGCGUCGUCGGCUUCACCAACUCGCUCACCGAGGCGGCCUUCUACGCACUCUCGGCCCUCUUUCCCGAGGCUGCGUUCACGAACGCGAUUCAAUUGGGCAACGGCGCGUCCGGCAUCAUCAACAUUACGUUCAACACGCUCAUCCAGCUCUGCGUCGGUGGCAUCAAGCCCGCGCCGCAAGACACGGCCAACAUCCAGAAGAUCUCGUUCUACAUCUUCUUCAGCGUCUUCAUCGUCGUGUGCUUCCUCGCGGUCUUCACCUUCCACAAGCUGCUGCGGAUUCCAAGCGUCCACUACCUCAUGGAACGCAACGACCUCGAGACUGCCAAGCGCCACGCCAGCCGGGAGACGCUUUUGGAGAUGUGGGGCCGUCUCGGCCGUAUCACGCGCGUCAUCAUGCUGCCGCUCGCAAGUCAGUUUAUCAUUUACGUGUGCUCGCUCACGGCCUUUCCCGGCAUUGGCAUCUCGUCCGGCAACCAGCUCGCAGCACUGCAUGGCGCGUCGUGGGCAUCCUGGUACGUCAACGGCGUCCUCCUCUGCUACAACUACGGUGACUUUUUUGGCCGCGUCCUCUCGCCCAAGCUGUACCCGUACUUUUCGCUCGAGUCGUGCUUUACGUGGACGCUCCUUCGCUGGGUACUCUUUGUCGCGCUGCUCAUGGGCCUCCCGGGCAACGGCGCCAACCCCCUCUUCUGCAUGGGCGACGCGUUCGGGCUCAACGUCUUUUGGCAGCUCUUUAUCAACUUUAUGCUCGGGCUUUCGACCGGUGUCUUGAGUACGAUCACAUUCGGUCUUGGCCCGCGCCUCGUGCCCCAAGACGACCGCGAGUCCGCCGGUGCCAUCAUGUGUCUCGGUCUCUUCCUCGGUAUCUCGACAGGCGCCACGAUCGGCUGGCGCUUUGGCCAAAACCACUGGCUCGGCGCGUAACCUUGGAUGUAGAUUGAUUGAUAUAUGUUCAUGCGCUAAUACCCUCCCACAAACGACUAUCUAUUUAC
This is a messenger RNA of Saprolegnia parasitica CBS 223.65, 1456 nucleotides long. RefSeq lists its product as hypothetical. Gene Ontology annotation, cellular component: plasma membrane. Gene Ontology annotation, biological process: nucleoside transmembrane transport. NCBI's taxonomy places the organism in Eukaryota, Oomycota, Saprolegniomycetes, Saprolegniales, Saprolegniaceae. The coding region runs from base 33 to 1388 and encodes 451 amino acids. Gene Ontology annotation, molecular function: nucleoside transmembrane transporter activity. The transcript has a single exon. The record is from RefSeq and is a predicted model, not a curated record.